Molecule: messenger RNA, 927 nt
Organism: Elaeis guineensis (African oil palm)
Lineage: Eukaryota; Viridiplantae; Streptophyta; Magnoliopsida; Arecales; Arecaceae
Biological process (GO): microtubule-based process
Cellular component (GO): cytoplasmic dynein complex
Molecular function (GO): dynein intermediate chain binding
Source: RefSeq, a predicted model, not a curated record
UUUUUUUAUUGCCUCACCUCCUCUCUUCGUGGCAUUACCGCGCGUGGAACGGUGGAAGAGACCGGCAGAAGGCUUCAGCUGGUUGGUUUCCUUUUAUUGAUUCCAGAUUCCUCCACAGUCGCAAGGGUUUUAUAGUGAUAAAGAGGAGAGGGGUGUCGGGACUUUUCCCCCACUUGUGAUAACUGGAGGGAGGAAUCCCCUGCGCCCGGCCUCCCCGGCAUCCAAGCGUUGGAUUGAGUGAAGGGGCUCUCGUUGCCUCCUUUUCUUUGGGAUUUGCUUGGUUUGAGAGAGAGAGAGAGAGAAGAUGCUGGAAGGGAAGGCAUUGAUCCAGGAUACGGACAUGCCCAAAAGGAUGCAGCUGCAGGCCAUGUCCUGUGCCUCCCAAGCCCUGGACCUCUUUGAUGUCGCCGACUGCAAGAACAUCGCCGCCCACAUCAAAAAGGAGUUUGAUAGGAGGUAUGGGCCUGGAUGGCAGUGCGUGGUGGGGUCCAACUUCGGGUGCUUCUUCACCCAUAGGGAGGGAACCUUCAUCUACUUCUGCCUCGAGACCCUCUACUUCCUCAUCUUCAAAGCUGCUGCUGCUGCCACUCCUGCUUAGCCACCCGAGCUGUUUGCUGCCGGUGCUGCUUGGCUAAACUACCCUACCAACAAGAGAGAAGAAGAAAAGGAAAGAGAGACACCAUCGGAUAUUCUCAGGGCCUCUUUCCUCGCCCACAAUAUACUUUUCUUCUCCUCCUCCUUAGGGUGUCUUUCUCCCGUGUGUAUACCAACAGAAGUCGAUGUUUUAGCAGUGAAAUAAUAAAUUUCGUCUGCUUUGGAUGUAGCUUCAGCUCUGCUUCGGCUUUGUGUUUUUAUUCGUUUUUAUGAUUGCAUCGACCAAAACGGUUCGAUUCUUCCGAAUUCUUAUAAAUGCGUCUAUCCUGUUCA